Cotesia congregata is the source of this 603-nucleotide messenger RNA. The record is from the annotation of a GenBank genome assembly. Lineage: Eukaryota; Metazoa; Arthropoda; Insecta; Hymenoptera; Braconidae.
AUGGCUCUUGGUAUUAAAAUUCUCCGACAGGCGGCGCAUUGUCGCUUAAACUUCUCACUACUAGAGAACAUUGCCGGUGGAUAUUUGUGCUUCGUAGUCAGCAUAGCAGGUAUCGGAGUGGUCACUGCUGUCAUCGGAGAUGUGGCCUCAUACUUUGGAUGCACUUUGGGGAUCAAAGAUUCAGUAACUGCUGUUGUUUUUGUGGCUCUCGGCACUAGCAUACCCGACACGUUUGCCAGCAAGGUGGCUGCAUGUCAGGACAAGUAUGCAGACGCUAGUGUCGGAAACGUGACCGGCAGCAACGCAGUGAACGUCUUCCUGGGCAUCGGUAUCGCGUGGAGUAUUGCCGCCAUAUAUCAUGCCUACCACGGCAAUCAGUUUAGGGUGGAGCCUGGCAACCUGGCCUUCUCCGUAACUCUCUUCUGUUCAGAAGCCUGCAUCGUGAUAAUCGUGCUGAUGAUCCGAAGAUCGAAGGCCAUCGGCGGAGAACUGGGAGGCCCAAUCGGGAUUAAAAUCAUCACAUCCGGGCUGCUGUUCUCGCUGUGGGUCUUCUACCUGAUCAUGUCAACCCUGGAGGCCUACGGAGUGAUCAAGGGCUUCUAA